AUGGCUCAUCAGGGUGGUCGGCCCCGUGCCAUGGCCGCGCUGGGAGGCGCGCGGCCCGGUCUGGAAACGCGCGGCGCGCCCUGGGACCUCGUGCGGGCGGCGGAGCGGCCGCUGCGGCUGCCCUGGGAGAGCGGCCCGCAGCAGUCGGAUGACUGCUUCUCCGCGUCGUCCCCAGAGGAUGGGCGCCUGUGGAAGGGCGAUCCCGAGCUCGGCAGCCAUCGGUGGCACUGUGACUUCGUCGAGGACGCGCAGGAGGAUGCCGUGCCGCGGCACCCGCUGCCCUUCGCGUGGUGGUCCGCCGGGCCCCUCUGCAGCUGGUGCGCCGGCCACGGCGCCGGGAGGCACGCGGUCCCGUUCCCCGGGCGGCCGCCGGAGGAGGGCGCACUCCACGCCGACGGGGUGGCGGCACUGGGGGUGCACGCGCGCGCGGAG
Molecule: messenger RNA, 432 nt
Organism: Prorocentrum cordatum
Lineage: Eukaryota; Dinophyceae; Prorocentrales; Prorocentraceae
Source: the annotation of a GenBank genome assembly